Messenger RNA from Trichobilharzia szidati, 6154 nucleotides. Lineage: Eukaryota; Metazoa; Platyhelminthes; Trematoda; Strigeidida; Schistosomatidae. The record is from the annotation of a GenBank genome assembly.
GCAGGAUUAUAUCCUUCCGCUCUCAACCAUUAUUUUUAGUCUGAAAAUCAAACUAGUUGUUUUAACUAUUCACUACUGUUGUACUUAUUUGUACUAUUUUUCGAAGACAAGGACAAAUAGGAGUCAAGUCACAACACUCAUACUUUAUUAUUCGUUUAUGUCUUAUCACAGAACUUAUUAGAAAUUAACCAUGGGAAGUUCUGAUUGCUUUAAAAUGUCGAGUAUAUGCGUGUUAUUCGCAGUUGAGUUGCUGAUGUAUUUCAUAAAACCUCUGAAUGCAGAGAAGUUAGUUAAUGGAACUUGCCCAUCUAAACAAAGGACAUUUUGCUAUGAUGGCAUAAUUGUUCCAAUGUGGAGGCCGUCAACUGGUAUUACUGCUGGAGAUAAGGCUGCUAGGGCCAUUGUUUAUUUCGCAGCAUUAAUGUAUUUAUUCCUGGGUGUGUCAAUUAUUGCUGACCGUUUUAUGGCUGCGAUCGAAGUAAUUACUUCCCAAGAAAAAGAAGUCACAAUUCGGAAAAAGAAUGGUGAAACACAGACGGUAUCCGUUCGUAUCUGGAAUGAAACAGUCUCCAAUUUGACUUUAAUGGCACUUGGAUCUUCUGCACCUGAGAUAUUGUUGUCUGUAAUAGAAAUAAUUGGAAAAAAUUUUGAAGCUGGAGAUUUGGGGCCUGGAACUAUUGUUGGAUCUGCUGCAUUUAAUUUAUUCGUUAUCAUUGGUGUUUGUGUGUUGGUUGUUCCUGAUGGCGAGAUUCGUAGAAUAAAACAUUUAAGUGUCUUUUUCAUCACGUCUUCAUGGAGUGUAUUCGCUUAUCUUUGGAUGUAUCUCAUCAUUGCAGUUUUUACUCCGGGCUCGGUCGAGGUUUGGGAAGCGCUGCUUACUUUCAUUUUCUUCCCAGUCAUUGUUAUUUGUGCAUAUAUUGCGGACACUAAGAUUUUCUUCAAAAAGUUCUUGAGAAAAAAAUAUCGUGCUACUGCUUUGAUGAAAGCUGCUAAUGGUGACUUGGAGUUAGCUAAUCAUACUGAAGAAGUAACUUAUACGCCUGAGGAGACAGACGUGCUCCCUGAGGAGUCAGAAUUUGAUCGACAUAGAAUGGAUUAUGUUGAGGCAAUUAAAGAAAUCAGGAAAAGAAAUCCAAAUAUUGGAAUGAAGGAGCUAGAAGAAUUGGCUCAAAUAGAAGUAUUAAAUAAAGGUCCAAAAUCUAGAGCUUAUUACAGAAUGCAAGCCACACGCCAGUUGACAGGAAGUGGUAAUGUUAUCAAGAAGGCUAAAGUCGAACGCAGAAUGUCUUUUGAUGAUACCCAUACGACAACUGAGGCUUACCCUCCACAUGUUCAGAGGUUCUUUUUCAAUCCGGGGCAUUAUACUGUGAUGGAAAAUGUUGGGACUUUUCCAGUUACAGUUACUCGAGUAGGUGGGGAUAUGCAUGCCGUUGUUUCUGUGGAGUACUUUACUCUUGAUGGAACUGCUGUUGCAGGUGAAGAUUAUGAGCCAGCCAAAGGAAUUCUGUUGUUUGAAGCAGGAGAGACGCACAAACAAAUAAUGAUCUCAAUAAUAGAUGAUGAUAUCUUUGAAGAAGAUGAACAUUUCACUGUUCAUCUGAGAAACCUAGAAGUGAAGGAUUCCCGAAAUCGAGUGGAACCAAUUUUAGUUGAUCCUAUGGUUGCGACAGUUAUGGUUUUGGAUGAUGAUCAUUCUGGAGUCUUUCAGUUUGAUGUCAAUGAAGUUACUGUCAGCGAGUCAUGUGAAUUUGCUGAAGCUAAAGUGCAACGCGUUUCCGGUUGCCGGGGAGUUGUUCGUCUUCCAUAUCAAACUGUUGAAGGUACAGCUAAAGGGGGAGGAAAGGAUUUCGAAGAUGCUGUUGGAUAUAUAGAAUUUCAGAACGACCAGACUGAAGGCACAAUUCGAAUUCGGGUCGUCGAUGACAAUAAUUAUGAGAAGUCAGAGUACUUUUACUUACAACUUGGAGAACCAAUCCUUGUGGACAAAGAUGCAAUUAUUGACUGGGAAACAGUACCAAGUAGUAUAUUGUCACGGUUUACUCAACGUUCAGACAGUUUAGCCAGUACUGUAAAGCGUCAUUCCCUUGCGCCUCACAAUAAAGAUGAGACUCCUAAUCUGUUAAAUCCACGUAAAUCACUAGUAGAAACUGGAAAACCGAGACUAGGACAACUAACAAGAAUCAAGAUUACAAUAACAGAGAGUACUGAAUUUAAGCACACAGUUGAUCGAUUAGUUAAACAAGGUAAAUGGUCACUAGUGGUUGGUACAUCGUCUUGGAAGGAACAAUUCAUUGAGGCGAUCACUGUCAGUGCUGGUGGUGAAGCUGAAGGCGAAGAAGAAGAAAAAUUACCCACAUGUAUGGAUUACGUGAUGCACUUUCUAACAGUUUUCUGGAAAGUUCUCUUCGCAUUUGUCCCACCAACAGACUAUGGUGGUGGUUGGUUUUGCUUUACUGUUUGCAUAUUAGUCAUUGGUGUGUUAACAGCAGUCAUAGGAGAUGUAGCAUCCUCAUUCGGCUGUUCCGUUGGACUGACUGAUGCUGUGACUGCAAUUACAUUUGUUGCACUUGGUACUAGUUUACCAGACACAUUCGCAAGUAAAGUUGCUGCUGUCGGGGAUCAGUAUGCCGAUUCAUCUAUUGGUAAUGUAACAGGUAGUAAUGCCGUCAAUGUAUUCUUGGGUAUCGGUUUAGGCUGGAGCAUAGCAGCUAUCUAUCAUGCUAUAAAAGGAACCCAAUUUCUAGUUCAACCAGGAUCAUUGGGUUUCUCUGUAACAAUAUUUUGUAUAUUCGCGUUGGCUGCUAUCGCGUUAAUAUUGUUUCGGCGUAAAAAAUCAAUCGGUGGUGAACUGGGUGGUCCGAAAGUAGCUAAAUACUGUUCAGCUACAUUUUUAUUCUUUUUAUGGUUCGUUUACAUUCUAUUGGCUGGUCUGGAAAACUAUUGUAUCAUUGAAGGCUUCUAAACAAACAAAAACAAAAAGAUACUAAACCAUACUAAUUCAUCUUGAUGAUGGACAAUAACAGGAGAAAGUAGAAUGGACAAACUGUCGUACGAAUCUUUCUCCAUGUUUUUAACUGUGAAAUUAAACUGAAAAGAAAUUAGAUUACAACCCCACCCCCUCUUUUAAAUUUACUCUUUUCAUGUUUCUGUGUAUAUGCUAUUUAGAAAAAGAUAACUAUAUUCUCUAUUCUCAUUAGUCAUAUUUAAAGAAAAUAUGUUUCUUCGUUUCUUAGUUUUUUAUUACUGUUAUUAUGAUUAUUACUAUUAUUAUUGUCAUAUGAUAAAUAUCAGUUUUCACAGAAAUAAAACGGAUUACGUUAACUUUAACCAAUAAUAAUGGAUGUUGAUAAUCCCCCCCCCUUUUUAUAACACAUUACAGCUGUAAAACUAAUGAUAUAUAUAUAUAUAUAUGUUUAACGCUUAAACAAUUUGACCAGCCUAAACGCAAACACACACCAAUUGCUUAUAUUUCAAAGAUAUUUCUUUUCAUUGGUUUAUUUGUAUUAUAAAUCUGUCCGUUAGCUGUACUGAAAUGUAUGCAGCAUAGGGGUGUAAAAACAGAACACGCUGUUACGUAACUUCUUGCGCACUCUUGUUAACUUUUUACUUACAGAAGCCUUACAGUUCUUACAUAGAUUACUCUUAGUUUAUAUUUUUAUAAGUAGUAAGUUAACUUUACGGUAUACACAUAUUUAUGUAUAUGACUAUGCAUUCAUAGAUGAAUAUAACUCGGCAUAUAUUCCACAAUUUAAAAAUAUACUCUCGAUCUACAUAGUUUUCCCAAAUAAUUUUUCCUAAUGUUAUAUAUAUAUAUACAUAAAUUUUGAAGUGAAGAGUUAAAUAUACACACAUAAAAAAAACACCUGAACGUAAAUGUCCAUUGUGACCGCCUGUUCCCAUCUUAAAAGGCUUUAUUACACACAAUAGUGCUUAAUAUUAUAACUGUCAGUUGUAUUUCUAUUCUUUCAACAACUAUCGAUUUCCUUUUCAAUAUUAGGCACCAAAUUCUUAUUGUUCACUUUUAUCUGGUCACAAACUGUGGACAGUUUACGCAUACACAAAAACAAUAUACACAUACAUCAUGACAUUUAUUUAAAGUCUGAUAUAACCUGAAGGGGAAUUUUCGUAUAUUCUUUUUCACGCAUUAUACUAAGUGAAAGAAAGAAGGCGAGCCUAAGUAAAACAACCAUCCAACCAACCAACCAAUAGUCAUGUCUUAUGAAUACAACUAACAUGUAUACGCACAUCAUUCCAAACAUAAAACCAGUGAAUCAAAUGAAGCAGUAUCCUUGACCACUGCGGAGACGUAGUAUAAUGUAUUUCUAUUGUUGAUGUAAUGCAUCAAAAUAAGUUAGAAAAACAAAACUGUCGAAUCUACUGCUCACAUCAGCGAAGAAAAACACCAAGACUUGUGUAUGCACAAUUGUCAUUACCUAAGAAUACAAGAGAUGAAUUAAUAAAAACAUUUCCAAUCUCUUCAGAAAAAGUGAUCAUGCACACUACUUCCUUUACACUGUGGUGACCAACAUUUAUUUGUACACAAUUAUAUUUUUUGUAAGUAACCCUAGCCUAUAUGAAGAGUGUAUAUUUAUUAUGUAUAAACAGGGGGAGUGGGGUGUUAAAAUGACUCGCCUACAGCACUCAUUGUGAACACAAAUUUAUUCAUCAAUACAUUAUUGUGUUGUUAAGAGCCUCUGUCACGCGAAUCAGUUUAUCCCCAUCAAUUUUUUGGAAUUUACAAAUAGACAGAUACGUCCUUUUUCGCAACUGAUAUAUAUAUUAGUAUGUUGAUAAGUUUUGCACAAUUUUAACAAAUGAAAAUACUCUUGUAAACCACUGCAAAAAGUACCAACUGUUGUCUUGGGAAGUACACCUACUUUAAUAGUUUGUUUUUUUCCUUGCCUGUAUAACAUAUUCAGUAGCAAUUUUCAGGUUUUUGAAAAUUUAGUUAUUUUAAUUAACACUAAUAAAAAUAAGUAAAUAUGAAUGAAUACUAAUGUAUGCAUACUUUAGCUUAAUUAAAUCAAUUUAUAUAUAUGAUCAUCCUUCUGUAUUCCUGUGUGGUGUUUUCCUUUUCUCUUCACCCUUUGUUUCUAUAUACUAUUUUCAUUUGAUAUUACGGGGUUUAUACCAUGUAUCAUUAUUUCUUUCUUGUUUGAUUUUAACAAAUAAAAACAAAAUAUUCCUAAUAACAAUAGUAACAGUUAAAACGAUACUUAAUAUCCAUUAUUCAAAUAUAUAUAAAUAUACAUGUAUCCUAACCAAUUCACACUAUAUUUAAAAGCACCAAAUACUAAAAUCACAUUUCCUUUGCUAUAUUAUAUAUUCUAGUACAGAGAUUAUUUAAAUAAACAAAAAACAUGUAUCCUGGCUUUCUGUAUUAGUUCUUAGUUCUUUUUAUUGUCACUAAUCGUGAAUUUACCAUUUUAGAUUCAAAAAUAUUGAGGUCUAUCCAAGACUGAAUUAAUAACGUGGAAAACAUGAUCUACUCAGUGAUUUUUGAACUAAGUAUAUUUUACAUCCUUACUGACUUUGAAAUCAAUUUGACAGUGAAAGUAACCAACUGAUUAAGACUCCGUGUGUAAUAGAUAUUAAGCUGUUUCCUAACUAACAGUAUAUGACCAUUUUGGUUGUCCCAGUUUGAACAUACUCAAUCAGCUGCAGUUGAUAUAAGAUUAGAGACUACAGUUUUCAACCCUGUGACACACUUAUUGAAAUGUGGGCAGCUAGAUAGUAACGACUGGAUCUAACACUAUGCCGGCUACAUAACAAAAAAUUGGUUUUUGAUACACAAAUUAGCUAUCCAAUAGUUUACACCGAUGAAAACAGCAAAAAAUUUUCGGUAGAUUUGAUUAGCCUUUCUGAACACAUUUAGGAACAGUAUUAUGUCAUGACUGCCGCCCAAGGAACAAACUUAUAACUGAACCAUUUCUAUUGAUUAUUACACUCGUUUUUAGUCUACUCAGAAGAAACUAUAAUAUUAUAAAAGGAAGAACCCCAUCAUUUAGUAGGAGCCCACGGUUUCACACUACAAAUAGAUAAAUAUGUGGUUAGUUUUAAGAAUGCUUUACUCGAACGAUAAGCCCUAAUGGAUUGUUACCAUAGUUAUAUAGAAUGUAUAUAACGCUUUUCGCACACUCUGUCAACACUGCGA